Bradysia coprophila is the source of this 3153-nucleotide messenger RNA. It is a transcript of the gene lama, whose product is annotated as phospholipase B domain containing lamina ancestor. Gene Ontology annotation, cellular component: extracellular region. Lineage: Eukaryota; Metazoa; Arthropoda; Insecta; Diptera; Sciaridae. Gene Ontology annotation, molecular function: glycerophospholipase activity. The record is from RefSeq and is a predicted model, not a curated record. Gene Ontology annotation, biological process: phospholipid catabolic process.
UACGCUGAGCAAAUACGUUCAUACGUAUGUCGAUUGUUGAUUAUGCAGAUGUACCUCAUUAACGGUUGUCUAACAAUUUUAUUAACCUUAUUUUUCUCGGAAAACAUGUUGUCUGAGGUCAGGUUCGCUAAAAAUCUACAAUAACAUUUACGAAAGCCACCAGUCACAAGCCUAAUUUAUUUUAAUCACUCAGCCAGUUAGUCAACAACAAGAUGUUAUCGAAAUGAAAUAAAUACUAAGAUACCAAACAGUUAGUAGAGAAAAAUAUUUUUUUACUAUAAAAAGUAACUUUCCAUUCAUUGACUUACGAAACCGGAAACAACCUGUAAAAUUAAAGUGUCGAACUGGAGUCUGUGUUAAACUCGCUAAAAUGGCUUUGAACGAGAAAAUUAUCACCGAAAUCCGGAUCUGAUAUCGGUCUAUAUAUAUCAAGCCGUAAAUGCGAAUUUGAUGAAGAAAUACUCAUUAAUACCAACAAAUCUUGGACACGCAAUAGGAAAGUGCUAUCAACCACCCUAAUCGCUCCUUAUUUUUCGAUGGGUUGAGAAGCGAAUUACAUUUCCUGACAUUCAGGAUAGAGGAAACUAACCAUAACAACAAAAGGUCUCAUCGAAACUAGCGCAUACCUAGUCCUCUAGCGGUAUAUCAGGUCUGAAACAACUACAAAAAUACUACAAAACAUUGUCCAGUGGUGAAAAUCACUUCCGAUGACAGUAUUUGAUUUGUCAUUGAAACUGGCGUCCGUAGCCGCAUUUUGGUCAUUCCCAGUCACAUCACUAACGGACGUAUUUGAUGCAGUUGAUCUAAAUUAUUUGCUAUAAAAAUUUUGGAAACAUCGAGAAGUUAAACGCGAAAAAAAUUCGAAUUGAAAAGACCUACGUCGUGGGAAAAAGUUGAAGAAAAUUAUAACAACGUCAACUGAGAAAGAGAAUAGUAGCUGAAACUGGUCGGAGCAUUCAUCCCUAGUUUUUAUUUAAAAUUAACAUAAUUACGCACCCGAGAAGAAGUAGUCGAAAUAGUCGAAAUGUUGAAGGUUGUCGGAGCAUCUUGGUUCAAAACACGUAUCUCCACCUACAUAAUAGCAGGUGCUGCGGUACUGUCGAUAUGUGCUCUGUUUAUAGCUGAAAUGGAAAAGCCUCAAUACGAUGGAACAUAUUGCGCAACGUCAUAUUGGUCGAGGCAAUACAGCUUUCGAGUUGAAUUUUGGGGUCAACGAAAUGACUUAGCGCAAGUACCAAAAGGAGCGGCUAGGACAUGUUACAAAGACUCAACUUUUCAAAAUGGAUGGUCACAAAUAGAAGUAGAAACUCAGCCAGAGUACCCCGAUUGGGUACAAGCCUACGGAGCUGGAAUGCUUGAAGGAGCAUUGACGUGGUCCAGUAUCCACAAGCAAUGGUUGAACACAGUUCAAGGCUUUUGUGAACAAGACGAAGGGACACAAGGAUUUUGCAUCUGGCUGCGCGACUAUUUGGCCACAAAUUAUCAAACCAUCAAAAAAAUGGCCGACGAAAAGAGCAAAGUCGAUCACUACUGGUAUCAGAUUCGGUUAUUUUUUCAUCAAUUGGAAGGACUGGAACAUGGAUGGAAAUUAGGUGUGAAGAGAUCUAGAGCUGACUAUGAAAUUGAAUUUGUCGAUUUUUUAAUACUUAACGCUGCACCGGAUAUCCAUGACAUUCGAAUAUAUUAUGAAAAUUUCGUUAAGAACGUAACAUCUGAAUAUGAGUAUCAACCGCAUCCUGCCAAAGCGUCGAUGCUGCUCAAAUCAAUCGAAAGUGAAAAUGGUACGACUCGAAAAGUUUUAAUUGGCCACAGUUCGGAAGGAAGCUAUGCCGCAAUGUUACGGGUUCUCAAAAAAUACAAAUUUCAUUACCACUUCAGCACGGCCCAAAAAACGAACGAAGUGUCUGGCGUUGACAUUGCUUUCACCAGCUACCCUGCAUCACUAGCUAGUUCCGACGAUUUUUACAUAAUUGGAGGCAGAAAAACUAAAUUGACAGUGGCCGGCAUUCGGUUAGAGAAUCAAAAUUUGGACCUGUGGAAAAAUGUGGAAGUCGAUCAUGGAGUACUUCUGGCUGCUCGUGUUAUGAGUGCAAACCGUCUAGCUCAUAGUGGUCGUACGUGGGCAAAAGUAAUGUCUCGAAGUCCGGGAUUUGGUUCAAAACAAUGGCUGAUACUUGACACGAAACGUUUACUGCAAACCGCAGAAGCCGGAAACGAAAUUGACACGUUAAGCGAAGCAUUGUCGGAGGUGAAAAAAUUGCAUCUUUUGGACGAAGACGAGGAAGACAUGUCCGAAGAGCAGAAGAUCGAAGAAGCUGAAGACUUCUUGGAAUUGAUUAAACCGAACAGCGAUGCGUCUGGUAUCACUUGGAUCGUUGAUCAGCUACCUGGUCGAUUACACGCAGAAGACAUGACUGACGAAAUUAUUUUUGGUGGCGGUGGUCUGUGGACGGGAGUUGGAAUGCCGUUCUUUAAGGAAAUGCAGGAAGCUUCGUUGAUUGACCCGGAUGAAAUUAGUCGCAGGUCGUUACAGACAGUAAGCAGUACAAACAUCACAGAUCUCGAAACAGUUGCUAAAGCAUUACAAACACGAGCCUAUCGAGGCGAUUUGAUCGGUGAAAAUGCCAGUGCAUUCGGUAACAUCGACAUAAAACUUUUCUCGCAAACGACGACCGUAGGUGACAUGGAAUUCCGCGCUAUUGCCGGACCACUUUAUUACAACAAUAAAAUACAGCACACUCAACUGCAGCAAAAGCAAACUGAACAAAACCAACAGGUGGAGAAUACCGAUAUGUCUAACAGCAACAACAUCAGUAACGGCGAGAAAGAACUAGCCGACGAGCUCGGUGAAAUUGAAUUGUUCGCCGAGCGGCGUACCGUACGCGAUGACAUACGGGCAAAUGCAAUGACGAAAUUGAAUGGACCAUUUAAAUGGUCGAAAAGUGAAUUGGACGUAGAACAUAAUGGUCAUCCAGAUGUAUGGAAUUUUCAACUUGUUUCACCAAAGUGGGCAUGGAAACAUGACACCGCGUAAUUAGUUAAAUUUUGUUUAAUUAUUUUUUUUAAAUGAAUUUUCUGUUUUAGUUUCAAAUUUUUUUAGCAACAAUUUUUCACAACAAAUAGACGAAUAGAAUUGAAUUUUUUAGCCAAAAA